GAUCUUUUGGGUCAAUAAUUAUUGUCAAUGGUGCCCCGUCAUCAUGUGGGACAGAUUUCAUGUUUUAGUGAUAGGUUUACUGGUCUCACACAGCUCGCUCGUAGCCCCGCAGUACCUCACAUCAUUUGACUUUCCCGGGGGCUUUGAGUUAGCCAACGGAUAUGGCUUAGGGGCUUGCUCCACAGAUGUCUGUGGACCUGUAGAGGCCUGCUGUGCGGGUUUCAGGUGCAAUGAAGGCCUCUGCAUAGACCUUGUGGCUCAGCCUGAGAUCGCUACUGGGCCAUAUAGAAGGCAGCGACCCUAUACAAAGGUGAUCGAGCCGCCCCACUACAGGCCGGGGCCCAUCUUCGCCCCGCCUCAAGUCUACACAGACUACAAUGUGAUUGAGAUUGAGAGGACCAUAGUGGAGCCAUUGCCGCCCCCACCUCCACCUCCGCCUCAGGUCAUUGUGCCACCCCCGAUUGUCCGCACUCAAGAUGUGUACCAGGUCGACACCACUGUUAUAAAGGCUAUUCCACCCCCACCACCACCACCGCCUCCAGUGGUGCUGCCCCCGCCUAUCAUCAACGCCUACGAUGUUUACAACAUCGAGAGAACCUUCGUCGAGGAAUUACCUCCGCCACCACCGCCUCCACAGCCUAUCCACUUGCCUGCUCCUAUCACCUACGAGUACGACAUCGUGCAAGAAAACAACAGGCUUAUACAGCAUCAGCCACCCCCACCACCUCCACCCCCACCAGUGGUUCUACCUCCUCCUCUUCACAACAACUACGACAUCUACAACUUGGAGCACACGGUCGUGCAGGAGAUCCCCCCGCCACCACCUCCACCACAGCCUGUACAUUUGCCUGCACCUAUCUUCCAGAACUUUGAGAUCGUUCAAGAGAAUCUGGCCCAUUUCACCCACCAGCCCCCACCACCACCUCCACCCCCACCUGUGGUUCUACCUCCUCCUCUUCACAACAACUACGAUGUUUACAACAUCGGGCACACUGUGGUCCAGGAAAUACCACCUCCUCCUCCCCCACCACAGCCCGUUCAUCUCCCCGCUCCUAUCACCCGGGAGUAUGAAAUUGUCCAGGAGAACUUGGCGCACUUCACACAUCAACCUCCCCCACCCCCACCACCACCUCCAGUGAUUCUUCCUCCUCCUCUUCACAACAACUAUGAUAUCUACAAUAUCGGACACACUGUUGUGCAAGAGAUCCCCCCACCACCACCCCCACCACAGCCCGUUCACUUGCCCGCUCCUAUUUUCAACAACUAUGAGCUGGUACAGGAGUCACUUGAGUUCUUGACUCAUCAGCCACCGCCCCCACCACCUCCUCCAGCUGUUCUGUUGCCGCCUCCGAUCCACAACAACUACGACCUUUUCAACUACGAACACACCAUCCUGCAGGAGCUCAUUCCCCCACCACCACCCCCGCAGCCCAUCCACCUGCCCGCUCCUAUCUACAACGAGAUAGAAGUCAUCGAACCCCUGCCAUUCGCCUACGGACAUUACAAACACAUCUGAUUUGCUAACACUUUUAGAAACAUGUAAUUUAUAGAUUAAACUUUUUUAUUAUUAGA
Molecule: messenger RNA, 1572 nt
Organism: Macrosteles quadrilineatus (aster leafhopper)
Lineage: Eukaryota; Metazoa; Arthropoda; Insecta; Hemiptera; Cicadellidae
Exons: 5
Coding region: 44-1516 (490 amino acids)
Source: RefSeq, a predicted model, not a curated record